UUUAAUGAGGUGAUUACGUAAUGUAUUUUUUUAGAUUUUAGAUGACAUAAUCGGUCUAAUCCAAGUAAACAAGUUUUUUCGGGCAAUCAUAUUAUUUUCGUUUCGGUUUCUUGCAAUCAUUACGCUCAAGUUUUUAUUUUUCUUGUAAACACGCACCUGCGCAACAACCAGUUGCUUUUAUAAAUUCCUAACCAGGAUUUUGAAUUGAUUAUUCCGUCCAAAAGCAAAGUAAACAUUCAAUAAUUGAUAUUAAAAUAGUAGAAUCCAAUUUGUCUCUGCAUAGGAACAUUUUAUUAACACAGACUGAUAGACCUGUACUAAAAGGCCCAUGAGAAAAAGAUUCUGACCACAACAGUCGGUGAAACAUGAUGGCAAAUGAAGCCAUGGAGUUGGAAACAGCCGAAGAUCCUGAUAAUUAUUAUGCCAGACUAGGAAAUUUUGAAAUCGAUAAAAAGAUAGGCAAAGGACAGUUUUCUGAAGUUUAUAGAGCAAAAUGUAAAGUAGAUCAAGAAAUCGUGGCUUUGAAGAAAGUACAGAUAUUUGAAAUGAUGGAUGCUAAAGCUAGACAAGAUUGUAUUAAAGAAAUAGAUUUACUUAAGCAACUGAACCAUGAUAAUGUUAUCAAGUAUCUAGCAUCAUUUAUAGAAAAUAAUGAAUUAAAUAUUGUAUUAGAAUUAGCUGAUGCCGGUGAUUUAUCAAGAAUGAUUAAGCAUUUUAAAAGACAAGGUCGACUUAUACCUGAGAAAACAGUGUGGAAAUAUUUUGUACAAAUCUGUAUGGCCCUUCUACACAUGCAUUCCAAACGCAUAAUGCACAGAGAUAUAAAACCGGCAAAUGUAUUUAUAACAGCUCAGGGUGUCGUUAAACUCGGUGAUUUAGGACUUGGUAGAUUCUUCAGUUCCAAAACAACAGCAGCACAUUCCUUGGUUGGCACACCAUACUACAUGUCACCAGAAAGAAUACAUGAAAAUGGCUAUAAUUUUAAAUCUGAUAUAUGGUCCCUUGGCUGUCUUCUUUAUGAGAUGGCUGCCCUCCAGUCCCCAUUCUACGGUGAUAAAAUGAAUUUAUAUUCCUUGUGUAAAAAGAUAGAACAAUGUGAUUACCCUCCUCUACCAGCAGAUAUUUAUUCAGAUGAGUUACGAGAAUUAGUGAGGAUGUGCAUUAACCCCAACCCUGAACAGAGACCUGGUAUAGAAUAUGUUUACAGUCUUGCACAGAAGAUGUAUCAACAUUUUCAAAUGGAGAAUCCUUCACCGGUUCCUCCCCCGUAACUUACACAAUUUUCUUGUUAUUAAUAUUAUUAUUAUUAUCUACUACUGUCUUGUUAAGAAGUUUUGUAACUCCAAUUUUGGUGGAUAUGUAAAGGUAUGGUGAAUAUCAUAUUGGACUAGCAACUUGGCUACAAACAAUUUCAUCUUGUUCUUCUUCUGUGGAGCGACACUGUUUGAAAAACAUAAAUGAAAAGAAAUGGGGUUUAACGUCCUACUGUUCUGCUCCGACUGGGCUAAUGAAAACAGGCAUAUAAAAAUUUUGCCCAGGCAGCAAUGCUACAGCCUACUUUUACCUCAAAUUCAAACUGCAAAGGGAUCUUUUGGUUUUGCAUCUCAUCCAAAUGACUUUAUGUUAUCCCUUGCCAGGCCCUUGGUCCUGCACCACUGACAAGGAGGAACCACGUCAGAAAAUCCCGAUGAACUUUCUCGGCCAAAGCAAGGAUUGAAAACAUGGGACCUCCAGGUUAGCGAGCCAACGUCUCACUCACUGAGCCACUGUGACUCCCCGAUCGUUCGAAAAACCACCUAGGGCCCUGCAAAUUCAUGGUUGAUUGGUGUGCUUAUUCCUUGGCCCCAAGCACUGGUCAUCUUCUUGUUCUUUGGGGAGAUGCUCUUCGAAAAAAAGCCUAAGGUCGAUCGACGUGAAUCUUGGUAUGAUUGCACCUUGGACAAUUAAACAGCGAUUCACGAAAUUCGACUUCUUAUAUGACAUCACAAUUUCAAGAUGGCAGCGAUUACAUCAUGUUCGGUUCCUGGUCCAUAGUAUGCACGUACUUGGGUUUUUUUUUAUAUCCAUAUUUCUGAAUUUAUGGGUGGCCAAGUGGUUUAAGAAGUUGGCUGAUUUCGUUUCCAUGGUUUUAUGUUACUGCCCUAAUCUCAUGUGCAUUUGCGGUUGUUCUUUCCAGCACUGUUGGGCAAGUGUUUAAACCACUGUGCAUUGCGUACACUGUGAAUUGCAUACACUGUGAAUGUCAUUAACCUACAUGUAUACAUAACCGCCAAAUUUUGAGAUACAAAAUUUGUUAAACUUGGACAGUAUUGUUUGUUUUAUGAACUAUAUGUCACUUCGUAUGACCACAGAUCUAUGCACACUUAACCACUGCUUAUAAGUCACCAUCAUGGAUCCAAUCAACUUAAUAAAUAAAUCUUUGUUGAUUGUAAACAUGAUUCUUAUCAACCUAAUAAAAUCUUUUGCAUUGUAAACUCUGCCACAAUCAUGGCUUCAAUGAUGGUAAAUGCUGCUUAUAUAAGUCACCAUCAUGAUUCUAAUGAUGGUAAACUCUGCUUACAUAAGUCACAGUUUCAGUGAUGGUAAAUGCUGCUUAUAUAAGUCAUCAUCAUGAUUCUAAUGAUGGUAAACAUUGCUUAUAUAAGUCACAAUCAUGGUUUCAUUCAAUGAUGGUAAACUCUGCUUAUAUAACUCACAUUCAUGAUUCUAAUGAUGGUAAACUCUGCUUAUAUAACUCACAUUCAUGAUUCUAAUGAUGGUAAACUCUGCUUAUAUAACUCACAUUCAUGAUUCUAAUGAUGGUAAACUCUGCUUAUAUAACUCACAUUCAUGAUUCCAAUGAUCGUAAACUCUGCUUAUAUAAGUCACAUUCAUGAUUCUAAUGAUGUUUAACAUUGCUCAAUAACUCACCAUGAUGGGAACAUAGUAGUCUUGUACGAAAUUGAAAUCGAUCUUCAGUAGAUGGGUUGAAGUGUUUCCCACAAAAAAGCUUAAAUCACUGUUACUGUAGAUGGAUCAUGAUGAUUUUAGUAUAGUGUGCUAAUACAAGUGACAAGCAAGUCAGUAAUGCAUAUUUCUUUUGCUGGAGCUCGGUUUAACACGGGCGCGUCCGAUUACAAGGUCUGUCAUUGCGUCAAGUGGCCUGCUUUUGAUUCCCCGCUUGUAUGGGACAAGGAGUAGGGUCGUCUGUCCUACUGCCUUGAUUAUCUCCGGGGUUUGAGUUAACGCGUGCAUGUUGCAUCAUAAGGUCUGUCAUUGAGUCAAGUGGCAUUGUUUCUAUUCUCUGCUUGUACUUGACAAAGAGUAAAGUCGUCUGUCCAACCUUGUGGAUUUUGUCCAGGUCCUCUGGUUUCCUCCCACUGCUAAUUAGACUCCUACGCGAAUUAUUGAAAUAAAAUUGAACCAUAUGUUUUUCCUGAAAUGACCUAGUUUGUGUCAAGUGGACUUAAACCCCAUUUCUCUCUCCCUUUUUCCUAAUAGUGUGAUUACAUUUUUACCUUUGUGAAUUGAGAUCCAUUGUCUGAUGGUGGGUCUACAGGAAUGCAAAGCAUAGUCUUUGACAAAGUUGUACAAAAUGAAAGCUUAUAAAUUUUGAGGGGGGUUGACGGCCGAAUGGCUAGCCUGUGCGCUUUGUAUCAUAAGGUCUGUCAUUGUGUUUGUUUUUGUGUUUAUGUUGUUUUGUUUUUCUCAAAAUUAAAAAGAAGAACAGCAACUGAUUUCAAACGUUUUUAAGCAUAAGAAAACAAGAUUGUUUAAUUUGUGGUCUAUGUACGAUAAAGCAAUAAUUAUACUGAUGUCCAUCAAAGGAAAAUUAGCAUUUUUUGUAUUGAUAAAAUGCUAGCAUUGAUUUAUUAUUUUAUAAAUAAAAAAAACCCAAAUAAAUUGCACAUAUAAAACUGUUGAAUACCAAUCAGAUUAAAACACAGAUCCUGUUUCGUUUCGUUUUUUAUAGUUCAAAAUUUCAUUUUACUUGUCUGUAUCUGGAAGAGUUGUUAUAUAACAGGCAUUCUAGUUGAUGUGAGGAAUUAGCCAAUGAAACGGUCAUGCGACGAGUUCUUGGCGUGCUCUGACCCCCAGAGAAACAUCAAUGCUGAUUGAUUAAUCAAUGUACAACUGGUCAAAUCUUCAUGUAGUGUAGGCCAUCGAAAGUAUAAAAAUCGAAACGAAAGGUAGAUCUGUAUUUUAAUCAGAUUGUUUGAAUACAAUAUGGAGUUAAACUUUGUCUUGCUGUGAAUUAGAAAUUGUUUAAUAUAGAUUUAAAUUAUUGUUUUUAAAUUAUAUUGUAUAUAACUAUUACUAGUCUUACUGUAUUAAUUAAUGGGGUUGGGUGAUCAAUUGAUCGAGUGGUCUUUAAAUCAUAAUAAUAGCCCGAAACACUGUUAGUUUCUCUUAGAUCAAAGUUAUUUUACUCUGUUGUAAUCUUAUUAAGGGGGUUGGGUGAUCAAGUGAUAGAAUGGUCUUUAAAUCAUGAAUAAUAGCACUAAACGGUGUUAGUAGCUCUUAGAUAAAAGAUAUUUUACUCUGUUGUAAUCUCAAUAAGGGCUUAAGUCAUGAAAAUCAGAAUUAAAAUAUUUUACGAAUAUAACCUUUCAUUGAUAAAGGACUGCAUCGUUGAAAUAUUUUUAGUGUAUAGGCCUAGAUCAAAGAUAUUUUACUUGUGUCAUAAUACCAUCAGUGGCUUAUGGCAUGAAAUUAAAACUGAAAUAUUUAACGAAUAUAAACUAUCAUUGAUAAAAAGUAUUGCAUCUUUGAAAUAUUUUGAUUUAAUUUUGUGUGAAUAGGCCUGGAUCGUAUCUGCAACAUAUACAACAUAUAUUAUACUCUUUAACCCUUUAGCACCUGGUCACGAACAGUCCAAAACAACUGGCCCCAUGUUCACAAAGCAUUCUCAGACUUCAGUUAAGAAUUUACUCAAAAUUGUUCACCUUAUUUUGUUGUUUUAAUGUAUCAAAUACACCAAUAAGAAACUAUGUGUAAAGUUUUGUGUGUAUGGAUCAAAGAUAUUUCUCAUAAACAGUGAUUGACAGUUGAGUAAAUUCUUAGCUUAAGUCUGAGAAUAAUUUGUGAACUCGAACCCUGCUCUCUCACCCUGUCACACUUCUAACGGCUAUAGUCACAGGAAUAGCUGUCACCUAUUUAAGGACUAAUUUUAUGAGGCAGUUUAGUAGUUGAGAAAAUGAGCGACAAAACCAAAUUUUAAAAGAUCACAAAAUCUAUAAUUUUGUUCAGGAAUUUGGGGUAGCCUGCUAUUUACAGGUGAUAAAGGGUUAAUCUAAAGGCGGAUUCGUUAUAGUGAUUAUAAUGAAGACCCAGAUCAAUUGUUUCAAAAAUGAUAAUACAGUAUUGACAAUUACUGUUUAAAAAUAUAUAGUAUUCUUGUUGAUAUAAAUGCACUUGUUUCUAUACAUGAACUAGAAAAUUUAUUUUACAUAUUUUAUUCUUUUAUCUUUCAAACUGCUUAUAAUUGCCAAAAAUACAUUCUCUCACUCUUUCAUUAUUCAUAGGUAUAGGAUUAAAAAACUUUAUUUAUAAAUAAAUGGAUUUGGAUUUUAGAAGCUUGUAUUUUUCCUGGAAAGACUCUUGGAUCAUUUAUUACGAGCUCUUGGAUUAUAAAUUAAGAACUUGUAUUUUCAUGGAAAGAUUCUAGGAUUAUAAAUUAAGAGCUUAAAUUUUUUCCAGGACCGAUCCUUUGAUCAUUAAUGAAGAAGUCAUAAUUUUGGAUCAUUAAAUACAUAUUCGUUCACACAUACAUAUUUGUUGUGCCAUUUUAAUAUAUAGAUCUCAAUGUUUGAAGUAUUAUGGACUUUCUAAUGCAUGUGCUAUAGAUCAUAAGGUCUAUCCUUGAGUCAAGUGGUGUGUUGUUGAUCCCAGAGUAGAGUCACCUGCCAAACUUUGUGGGGUUUCUUCUCCAUGACUUGUGAGGACCAAACUUAAUAAAUCAUAAAGUUACUCACAAUGGUGAUAUGAUAGUAUUGAUAUUAAUGUAAAAUUGCUGUUUUAGAGAAUUUAUAUUACUGUUUAUAGGUUGUGGUCACCUUGAUGCUAUGUAAACUAUAAAUUCAUAUUAAUGUUUUUUAGAUUUUGGCCACCAGAUUCUUGUGUAAACUAUAAAUUUAUAUUAAUAUCUAUUAGAGUGUGGCCACCAGGUUCUUGUGUAAACUAUAAAUUUAUAUUAAUGUCUAUUAAAUUGUGGCCACCAGGUUCCUAUAUAAACUAUAGAUUUAUAUUACUGUUUAUAGGUUGUAGUCACAUUGAUCCUAUGUAAACUAUAAAUUUAUAUUAACUUAGGUUGUGGCUACCAGGUUCCUAUAUAAACUAUAGAUUUAUAUUACUGUUUAUAGGUUGUAGUCACAUUGAUCUAUGUAAAUUACAAAUGUUUAUUAACUUAAGUUGUGGCUACCUUUAUCCUAUGUAAAAUAUAGAUUUAUAUUAAUGUCUAUUAGAUUGUGGUCAGCAGUUAGGCUCCUAUACAAACUAUACAUUUAGAAAUAUUUUAUUUGCUAUAUCCCAGUUUACCUUAAAGUAUUAAUUGGAAAUAUUUUUUGUUUGUUUUGUUCAGCAUUACAUCUUCAAACAGCUUGGCUACAAAUAACUUUCUUAUCAAAUGGAUUAUCUCUACAAAUUCUUUAAUUUCAAAUCAGAUUUUUGUUUGCUUGCUGCUUUAAAGGACAUAAUCGACAAGAGAGUCUUUGAACGAUAGCAGUUGUUUUAUAUUUUAUUCUUCAUAGAAAUGGUUUUAAAUGAGUUUUUAUUCUCUGUGAGAAAAGUUGAAAAAUAAUUCAUGUAUAUGUACAUUCCUUCUGCUGCCUAGAGCCCUGUUACACAAAGAGAACUUGAGACUUCAAAUUAAACCAUAUGUUAGUCCCAAAAUGACCUAGUUUGUGUCGAGUGGACGUUAAACCUCAUUUUUCUUUCUCUCAUAGCCAAUGAGAAGAUUACAGCUCUAUCGAAUUUUGUGCAUGUAAACUUAAGUUAGCUUUGUGCAACUGGGCCCUGAAAUACAUAAUGUAAGAAUUGUGGCUGCAGCACUGUGUAAUAAUUCCUGAAGAAUUCUUAGAUUUUUACCAUGAUUUUAUAUAAUUAAGAUGAAGAAAAGAGCUGAAUUUGGCAUAGUACAAGGACCAGAUUUAAUGACAGAUGUAUCAGGCCUUUCCUGGUAGACAACAUAUGUUUUUAGGUCCUCGCGUGUGGCCUUUGUUAGCAGUAAGGCACAUUGUUAAACAUUUAAAUUAUAAAUAUAUAUAUAUGCAUGUAUUAUAUGUGGUGUGUAAUAAUUUCUCUAGUCUCUUACUGUGAUAUUGAACUAAUCAGAAAUGACAUUUAAACAGUAGGCGAUAAACAAGUUAUUACAUAUAUGUGAUGUCAUCUGUGUCAUCAUCAUUUUUGCUUUAAUAAUAAUUAUGGCUAUUAAAUUUUUAAAUGUGCCCUGUGGUGACUGUAUUCUGAUUGGUUAGGAAUUGUAACCUACAUAUUCUAAUUGAUUAGGAGAUGUAAACUACACAUUCUGAUUGGUUAGAAGAUGUGAAAUACGUAGGAGAUCAAAAUACUUAUUCUGAUUGGUUAGGAGAUCAAAAUACUUAUUCUGAUUGGUUAGGAGAUCAAAAUACUUAUUCUGAUUGGUUAGGAGAUCAAAAUACUUAAUCUGAUUGCUUAGGAGAUCAAAAUACAUAUUCUGAUUGGUUAGGAGAUCAAAAUACUUUUUCUGAUUGGUUCAAGAAAUGAUUCCGUCCCAGCUAUUGUUUAUUUUAUUAUAAUAUUUUGUUUUAUAAAGAGCUGUGUGUAUUAUUAUAUGAAGUGAAGUUUAAUACAAUGUUUUGUCAUUGUAUAUAUACAUUCCUUUCUUAGAGACAUAGGCCACAUAAAUUUGAUUUUUAGUUCUUUGGGAACUCUUUACUUCCUAUUUGGGGGUGGGGGGGCAUUGAGUUAUUAAAUCAAGUGCCGUGACAAGGAGUAGGGUCACCUCAUGGGUUUUCUCCGGGUCCCCUAGUUUUCUCCCACUGCUAAAGACUCUGCAAAAACAAAUUAUUGAAAUAAAAUUGAACCAUGUGUUAGUCCAGAAAUAACCUAGCAUUCUCUCUCUUUCUAUUUUUUGGAAGGGGAUGGGGUAAUAAAAGAUAUUAUUGGGUUACACAUCUCAAAAGCUCUAAGCUCAAACAUUUUAGGUUUUGAUAUAUUCAGUAUAAUAAGGCCCUUUCCCAAAGACAAAGUCAGAAUUGUUUCAUGGAAACAAACAAAAUUAUUCUACUAAGAAAUUUCUAAUUAAUAGCAAAAGACAACGCUACCUUUAAAUUUUGUAAUGAUUUAAGUGUGUGGUUGCUGAGUUCUCUUCCAGAACCAAAACUGGGAUUUCAAAAAAAAAAAAAAAUCAUCAGUCUCAUGUCAUUAUAGGUUAUUUAUUAUUAAGAUCCUGAAGAACUACCAAUCAAAUUGUGUUAACCCGAGUCACAUGAUCCGAUUCCCUUAUAUAGGCUUGAGAGUCUUAUUCACCAGAUGUUAAACAUAAAUAUUUUAAGAAUGCAGCACUUCCAUUGGCCACCAUGAGCUAAAAUUUAUAUCAGGAUUUGAAAUCUCCACUAUAAUGAAAUGAGUGCAUUCUUGAAUUAUUUUAGGAUAAGUUUUCGUGAAUAAGACACCAGAUUGCAAUUUGAAAUGUUUUUAACCUACAUGUAUUUUUAUUAUUAUAACUGUAUUGUUAGUACUGUGUAGAUUUUGAUGUGUUUAAAAUGUAAUUUAUAUGAAAGAAAUCUAUUAUAGAGUUGUUAAAAUAUAGAAGAAUAUUAACACACUGUAAAUAAAACAUUAUCAACGUUA
This is a messenger RNA of Patella vulgata (common limpet), 8811 nucleotides long. Its product is annotated as serine/threonine-protein kinase Nek7. NCBI's taxonomy places the organism in Eukaryota, Metazoa, Mollusca, Gastropoda, Patellidae. Gene Ontology annotation, biological process: protein phosphorylation. Bases 366 to 1271 code for a protein of 301 amino acids. Gene Ontology annotation, molecular function: protein kinase activity; ATP binding. The record is from RefSeq and is a predicted model, not a curated record. The transcript has 9 exons.